AUGAUUCUUCUUACCCUGUUGUUGCAUGUCCUCCCAACCGCCUUCACUCUGUCAUACAGGGCUGCCGAUUUCUCCUCUCUGUUACUUGUGGAGAGCCAAGGAGUUAACUACACGGACGCUGGUGUGACUUUGCCCUUCGAGACUAUCUUGGCUACGCAUGGUUGUAACACUGCGCGGAUCCGUGUCUGGACAGCAGCACAGUAUGAUUUGGAAUAUUCAUUGGCUAUGGCGAAGCGCGUGAAGGCUGCUGGAAUGACUCUCAUAGUGGAUCUGCACUACAGCGACAUUUGGGCCGAUCCUGGCCAUCAAGCAAUCCCAAGCGGAUGGCCUGCUAACUUAACCGGUCUUAUGGCCGAGAUGUACAACUAUACUGCGGGUAUUGUGACAAGUUUUGCUGCUCAAGGGACUCCCAUCGACAUUCUCCAGGUCGGCAAUGAGAUCAAUAGUGGUUUGCUAUGGCCAGUUGGCGAAGUGUCGUUGAACGGCCUCGAACCGGUAUCACUGCUGCUUAAGUCCGCAGUCCAGGGCGCGAAGUCAGUCGUCGGUUCUCAGAGAAUUCUGAUCCACUUGGCCAAUGGGUGGGAUUGGGACGACUUGUCCUAUUGGUAUUCCGGUGUAUUCGGCACCCCCGGCGGUCUUACUCUGUCGGAUGUAGACGUCAUGGGCGUGUCCUUUUAUCCGUUCUACGGCACGAACGCGACGCUAGCUGCUCUUUCGUCCUCUCUCCACAAUUUGACCAGCGCAUAUGGCAAGGAGGUUGUAGUAGCCGAGACAGACUGGCCCGUGGUCUGUCCGAAUGUCACGCUUAGCGAGCCGGGCGUCCCGGUGUCGGUCCUGGGACAGGAGAUAUGGUCCAAUGACAUCGAGGACGUUCUCUUGAGCCUACCGAAUGGUUUGGGGCAGGGCAUAUUCUACUGGGAGCCAGGAUGGAUCGGAAACGCCGCACUAGGCUCUGGAUGUGCUGAUAACUUGUUGGUGACAGCUUCCGGCGCGACGAGACAGUCGAUCAACAUCUUCGGGUGGGACAUGUAG
Messenger RNA from Sparassis crispa, 1032 nucleotides. Its product is annotated as Probable arabinogalactan endo-beta-1,4-galactanase. Gene Ontology annotation, biological process: pectin catabolic process. The transcript is spliced from 6 exons. The record is from RefSeq and is a predicted model, not a curated record. Lineage: Eukaryota; Fungi; Basidiomycota; Agaricomycetes; Polyporales; Sparassidaceae. The coding region runs from base 1 to 1032 and encodes 343 amino acids. Gene Ontology annotation, molecular function: glucosidase activity.